CGUCGGAGCCGCCGCGGAGAAGGGCGCUCGCGGCGCGUGGGAGCCGGGGCCGGAGAGACCCGGGGAGCAGGGAGCUCGCCCGUCGUCGUUGGCCGCCGCGAUGUCCGCUCAGUGCUGUGCGGGCCAGUUGGCCUGCUGCUGUGGGUCUGCGGGCUGCUCCCUCUGCUGUGGCUGCUGCCCCAAGGUCCGACAGUCCCGGAGCACCCGCUUCAUGUACACACUCUACUUCAUCCUCGUUGCCCUCCUCUGCUGCAUCAUGAUGUCUAAGACCGUGGCCAACGAGAUGAGGGAACACAUUCCUUUUUUUGAAGAUAUUUGCAAAGGCAUUAAAGCUGGCGACACCUGUGAGACGCUGGUGGGGUAUUCUGCGGUGUACAGAGUCUGUUUUGGAAUGGCCUGUUUCUUUUUUAUCUUCUGCCUACUGACCUUAAAAAUCGACAACAGCAAAAGCUGUAGAGCUCAUAUUCACAAUGGCUUUUGGUUCUUUAAACUGCUGCUGUUGGGAGCCAUGUGCUCAGGUGCUUUCUUCAUUCCGGACCAGGACACCUUUUUGAACGCCUGGCGUUACGUAGGAGCCGUUGGAGGCUUCAUCUUUAUAGGCAUCCAGCUCAUCCUGAUCGUGGAGUUUGCACACAAAUGGAACAAGAACUGGACUGCAGGCACAGCCACGAACAAGCUGUGGUACGCCUCUCUGGCCCUGGCGACGCUGAUCAUGUACUCCAUCGCCACCGGAGGCUUGAUUUUGAUGGCGGUGUUCUAUACACAGAAAGACCGUUGCAUGGAAAACAAAAUUCUGCUGGGAGUAAACGGAGGCCUGUGCCUGCUUAUUUCAGUGGUAGCCAUCUCGCCCUGUGUCCAAAACCGACAGCCGCACUCCGGGCUCCUGCAAUCAGGGCUCAUAAGCUGCUACGUCACGUACCUCACUUUCUCAGCCCUGUCCAGCAAGCCUGUGGAAGUAGUUCUAGAUGAACAUAGGAAGAAUGUUACCAUCUGUAUUCCCGACUUUGGUCAAGACCUGUAUAGAGAUGAAAACUUGGUUACCGGACUGGGUACUGUGCUCCUGUUUGGAUGCAUCUUAUAUUCAUGUUUGACAUCAACAACGAGAUCGAGUUCUGAUGCCCUGCAGGGGCGGUACGCAGCUCCUGAACUGGAAGUAGCUCGGUGUUGUUUUUGCUUUGGUCCCAAUGAAGAUGGCUCUGAAGAGCAGCAGAAUGUGAAAGAGGGACCCCGCGUGAUUUCUGACGAGAAGAAAGGCACCGUGUACAGCUACUCCUACUUCCACUUCGUGUUCUUCUUGGCUUCCCUCUAUGUGAUGAUGACCGUUACCAACUGGUUCAACUAUGAAAGUGCCAACAUUGAAACCUUCUUCAGCGGGAGCUGGUCCAUCUUCUGGGUCAAGACGGCCUCCUGCUGGAUGUGUGUGCUCUUGUACCUGUGGACGCUGGUCGCUCCCCUCUGCUGUCCCACCCGGCAGUUCUCUGUGUGAGGAAGUCAGCAAUGCCCUCAGCUUAGCCGGCCUGAAGGCCAGAAGUACUGUCCUUUGUGCACGUGAGCAGAUGUGACCAGUGACUGGCACCCUGCAAGAAGGUGACAUCUCCUGGCUGGCUUGAGGGGAUCCGAAGUAGCUUUUGGAAAAAUGUCUCUUGAUUCCCUUUCUAAUUGUGAAAUUCAAAAAGAAACUACCAGUGUGUCCCAAAGGAAUUGGAGUUUUCGACCAAACUGUUAUCAUGGGUGAUAGAUCUUUUUUUAAUAUGUCUUCCUCCUAGAAACUCAAUAUAAUUUUUCUUCUGCAUGUUUUUACCAAAACACUGUGGCACACAACUUCUCUUCACAAGGAUAAAAACUAUCCUUUUAUGACCUGUCAUUCUUAUCCUUGAAACAGAAAAAGAGCCAAACUCUGGAGCCUUAGCCCCAGACGACCAAAUCCAGACCUCUCUUACUCACUUUCCCCUCUUGGCACCUCAUUCUCAGAACACUCUGAGAGUGGCCUUGGCCUGUGGGGCCUCUGCAGGCAGCUCCCUGGUAUUUAUAGGGUUCCAGAGGAAGCAGCUGCUCUUAACCUCCACCGUCAGUGCUGCUUCCUCAUGGCCCCAAACAUUUCCCUUUCAGGUUGUGAUGCUGGAAAUCACAGACUUCACUCUGCCCUGGCCCUUCCCAGAGGUCCCCUCAUCUUUUCUGGGUUCAGCAUGUUUGGCUAAUGUGAAAAGCACAAUCCGUCCCCCACUUUACUGUCACUGUCUGAUCCAGCUUCCUGCAAUACGUGUGGCACUCACUUGGUAUUCACGUGACUAUAGAACUACAUCCAUGUUGUCUUCUUUGCCCAAGUGAUGGCGGGCUUCCGUUCACACUCGUUUGCGCUGUCCGAACGACGAUACUUCAAGGACCUUCACUGACAAGUUGCUUAUUGACCGAAGCCUGCUGCACCCCUUUCAGUUGUGAAGGUCAACUGCUCAGUGUCGCCUUCGCCUGAGGCCUUUGAAAUUAUGAAGCACAGAACUUUUGUUUUCCAGAUCAUGUUAAUGUCCUUUAUGGUUUCCUCUGGUAGAUUCGCAGAGGUGAGGAUUUCUUGAAGAAAGGACCCCAAAUAGCACCUCAGAAGGGCUGACCAGAGGAAACCUGUUAGACAAGUUAUGGAAGUGCCCAAGUUUACUUAGGAGAAAAGGCAGGGAGCUUAGAGUAUUAAGCCAUAAACAUCCACAGAAGUGUCCAGAAUGGAUGGUAGUAAAGGAAUACUUAUAAGAGACAUAACUAUUUUCACUAUUUUCAGUGUUGAUGUUCCCAGUUAGGGAAGAGUUUACUUGGUGGAAAAUCCACUGAAGUCACCGGGAGAGAUGUAGGGUGGAAAGAAUCUUGAGGUCCCCAGAAAGUCUGAGAAUAAAAACGUGGCUUAGACGU
This is a messenger RNA of Tupaia belangeri chinensis (Chinese tree shrew), 2895 nucleotides long. RefSeq names its product serine incorporator 5 (gene SERINC5). Lineage: Eukaryota; Metazoa; Chordata; Mammalia; Scandentia; Tupaiidae. Bases 101 to 1486 code for a protein of 461 amino acids. The transcript is spliced from 12 exons. The record is from RefSeq and is a predicted model, not a curated record. Gene Ontology annotation, cellular component: membrane.